CUCUUUUGCUUAAGUAUCCUUCCUUUGAAAUGAACAAAAAACACUUGAAAUUAUAUGUACAUUGUAUAAUCCGCUUAGUCACAUGUUACAUAGGUUACCAUAAUGGCGACUUACAUGUAUGUUAUUAUAGCAUUCGUUGAUAUUAUAGGACAGGUUUUAGCAGACACAACGCAGAAUAGUAGAUCGACACCUGUGGAGAUGACAUCAAAUAAUUUGGUGGAGAUAGAUAGUAAUGAACCAGAUUCUAAAGGACUAGGAACGAAAGGAUUGAUCAUUUUGUUGGCCGCUGUAGGAAUGAUCUUCAUUAUAACCAUAGUAGUAGCACUGCUUGUGAUACGCAGGUUCAAGAAAAAGAAAAUUGAAAUUCGUGCAAACCGUGCCAGUUACGUAAACCAUGGCUAUGAACAAACGGAAUCAGAAGCUUUUACAAAUAAACCAGAACGUGACGGAUCACAAAAUUCUCGAACACUACCUCCGGUGAAACCUACCAGAAGAUCCAGUUCCAAGAAGAGUCAGAACACAUGCUAUGUAAACAUUGAGAUUGGGGCUGUUAAUAAACCAUUUCCAACUACAUCCCUCCCGAGAAACAUUGAUCAAAAUGUAGAACUGGUAGUUCCAAAUUUAACAUCGAAAACCUCUAGUAUGGGUUCUAGUAUUCCAUAUAUCGAUGCAUCUAAAGAAAAUUUAGACAUUAUCAGUGAAAAGGGGAAGACGUCCAUGGAAAAUUUAAAAACAAAUGUCUCACAAAGUGCCGAGGAAAUUCGAACGUAGCUGAUUGCUUAAGUUUGUGUUUUAUUGAUUUUGUGUUUCAAAUAAAAAUAUCUUUGUUUUAUAAUUUAAACACUGUAUUCAAUCAUGAUUCAUUAUUAACAAGAUUGAUACAAACGGCCAGUGUGAAGUUUUCUCGUCACAUUACAUCCUUCUUCCGCUAUCUACAAUAGACUUGGUGAAAAAUGUCUUGUAAAGGACAAACUAUUUUAUAUUCGUAAUUGAAACGUUUCUCGCAUUCUCACACGACAUUUCUUGGUAUGAAGUUUUACCACCGUUUUGGAGAAAUGGUUCACUAUUGUAUAAUUCAGAAAUAAUUCAUUAAAGCCAUAGAUUUGUUUUAAAUUCACACAUGGCUCGGGCAGUAAUACUAGCAUUCGCAUUGUAUCCUGAACGUUAAUAAAAUGCUAUACACACGGCAAGGAUUAGCGAUUGCCAGUUUUCCCAGCGGAGAAAGUGUAUGGCAGUUAUGUAAAAGAUUGUAAGUCAUAUGAUUCAAUGAAUGAAAGCCGUAAACUAUUUGCUAACUACUUGAUUUGUUGAAAAUUACGUUAUCGGUGAGCCUAUAAUACCGCCAAGAAUGUGAACAACUGUUCCAAAUGAAUAUACUUGUGUGUUCCUUUCCAGGAAAGACAAACUGUAUUUUAUGAAAAGCUUUGCUAUUCUACUUUCAUUUAGUGCUUUUAAAUGUUUAAAAUUUAAACUUUAAAUAAACAAAGAAAGAUUUAUUUGAUUGUAUAACAUAUCUAUGAUUUUUAUUUUUCAAAAAACAAAAAAUCGAAAAAUCAUUA
Messenger RNA from Mytilus trossulus (common blue mussel), 1559 nucleotides. RefSeq lists its product as uncharacterized. The coding region runs from base 103 to 771 and encodes 222 amino acids. The transcript is spliced from 4 exons. The record is from RefSeq and is a predicted model, not a curated record. NCBI's taxonomy places the organism in Eukaryota, Metazoa, Mollusca, Bivalvia, Mytilida, Mytilidae.